AUGGCUUCUACGCACAUGCUCCGUCAAACCAUCAUUGUCAAUGAGGGCGACUCUCCAUUGGCAUACAAGGCCAGGGAAGUCACUAAUCCAGUGAUGCAGUAUGUCAGUUUCUUCGACAACAACUUUGAGCGCAAGCGAAAGGUUGAAGUUUGGAAUGGUGCAAGUGGAAAGAAUGUUGAACCACUCCUCAGGUCCAUUCAAUCCUUUCGCAACAUCUCUUCAGAGUGGGGACUCAAUCAGGGUCGUCAAAAGAAGGCCUUGUUCAAGCAAUUCCUCACUGCUGAACCGCACAUGACCUAUCAGAGGAUUUCUGAUGCUCAUGGGAACUCAGUUCAGGACUUUGAAGAUUCUGUCGAUGAAUUCAUUUGCGAAUACACGGGCGAGAAUCCAAAGUAUCAGGCGAACAUGUAUCUCUUUGAUACUUCCAACCACAUUCGCAAACCAUAUAAUACUGAAAUUGGAAUUCACGCAAAUCGCUUAAAAACCCUAUUUAUGUAUCAUGAUAUGCUUCCUGGAAAUUGUUCCAACGUGAACGAUGAGAACGAUCCGGGGCAAAUUCGGAAGAGAAAGCUGGCACUGUUCCGCUCCUUUCCAAUUGAUUGGCAGGGAGAUUUUAUCAAUUCGCGGAAUGAUCCGGCGAACGACGAUAAUAUUACGUGGAAGGAUAUUGCGGUAGAGGCCUUCACCACAAUCGUUUUCGUGGUGGUCGUGGUCAUGGUUGACCAAGCAAUGGUUAUCAACCAUAUCCAAGGCCCUCGAGCUCUCCAAGAUAUUCUCAAGGGACUUCACAAAGUUUUCAACGUGGAGGCAAAUCCCAGAAACAAAACCAAGGACGAUAUCAACCAAGACACCCCAACAAUGGUGGCAGGGGCCGUGGAUUCAAUGGCCAGCGCAGUGGACGCUCCCAAUCUGGUCGUUUUCAGCCAGGACGAACCUAUCAAGGCAGAGGCCAAUCACAUCAACAAAACAGUCAAAAUUUCUAUGCUGAGUCGCACUACAAUCAAGAAGCUGUUUGCUGCGGAAUGCAGCGUUCCGGAAUGGAACCAAGACGGAAUGUCUUAUGGCGGAAUGCCAAGUGCCGAGCAGUACCAGCAUCAGGAACAAUAUUAUCAAGCUGAAGAAAAUCAGCAAUGGAAUGAUCAAUACAACUAUGAACAAGAAGAGUAUUAUCCUGAAGAACAGGAGGCGCACGAACAUUUUUCCUAUGAUGAGGAUUCGCCAUUUUCCUUUCAUGAAGAGCAUUACUGA
Cylindrotheca closterium is the source of this 1248-nucleotide messenger RNA. The record is from the annotation of a GenBank genome assembly. Lineage: Eukaryota; Bacillariophyta; Bacillariophyceae; Bacillariales; Bacillariaceae.